AUGGAUGAUACACGGAUACCAAAGAUGUUCUUCCAUGGCCAGCUUGCUCAUGGAAAGUGCUCUAUUGGCGAUCAGUAUAAGUGCUAUAAAGACAUCCUAAAGGCCAAUACAAAGUCAUGCGGCAUAUAUCCCAAUGAUCUGGAAACGAUAGUUCAGGACAGAUUGUCCUGGCGACAAACUAUUGUACAGGCUCUUAAUUGCUUUGAGAGUCAGCGUAUCCAGGCAUUGCAGGAAAAGUUCAGGAUCCGAAAAGAACAUACAGCGCCUGCUAUUGGCAGCUUUUUAUGUGACAUCUCUGAUGUUAGAUCCAGAGUAACACCCUUUUUCUUUCUUCCUUUCUUUCAGCCGGACAAUGAAAUCUCUUCAGACUGCAACCAUCUGCUUUGGAACUACAAGUUGAACCUCACUACAGAUCUGAAGUUUGAAUCCGUGGCCAGAGAGGUCUGUAAGUCCACCAUAACAGAGAUCAAAGAGUGUGCGGAUGAGUUGGCUGGGAAAGGCUAUUUGGUGUCCUGUUUGGUGGACCAUAGAGGCAACAUCACUGAAUACCAGUGUCACCAGUACAUCACCAAAAUGACAGCCAUCAUCUUCAGUGACUACCGGCUGAUCUGUGGCUUCAUGGAUGAUUGCAAGAAUGACAUUAACGCGCUCAAAUGUGGCAGCAUUCGACCUGGAGAAAAGGAUGCUCACUCGCAAGGAGAGGUGGUGGCCUGCCUGGAGAAAGGGCUGGUGAAGGAGGCAGAGGAGAAUGACCCUAGAGUCCAGGUUUCUGAGGGGUGUAAGAAAGCAAUUCUUCGUGUGGCCGAACUCUCCUCGGACGACUUCCACUUGGACCGGCACUUGUACUUUGCGUGCCGCGAUGACCGGGAGCGCUUCUGUGAGAAUACUCAAGCUGGGGAAGGCCGGGUUUACAAGUGCCUCUUUAACCACAAAUUUGAAGAGUCUAUGAGUGAAAAGUGCCGCGAUGCUCUCACUACCCGCCAGAAGCUGAUUGCCCAGGACUAUAAAGUCAGCUAUUCGUUGGCCAAGUCCUGCAAAAGUGACCUGAAGAAGUAUCGCUGCAAUGUGGAGAACCUUCCUCGGUCCCGGGAAGCCCGGCUUUCCUACCUGCUGAUGUGCCUCGAGUCUGCAGUGCACAGAGGUCGGCAGGUGAGCAGUGAGUGCCAGGGGGAAAUGCUGGAUUACCGGCGCAUGCUAAUGGAAGACUUCUCCCUCAGCCCUGAAAUCAUCCUGAGCUGCCGAGGCGAGAUUGAACACCAUUGCUCUGGGCUGCAUCGCAAGGGCCGCACUCUGCACUGCCUGAUGAAAGUUGUGCGUGGGGAGAAGGGCAACGUUGGCCUGAACUGCCAGCAGGCGCUUCAAACACUGAUUCAAGAGACUGACCCUGGUGCAGAUUAUCGCAUUGACAGAGCUUUGAAUGAGGCUUGCGAAUCCGUGAUACAGACAGCCUGCAAACACAUACGAUCUGGAGAUCCAAUGAUCCUGUCGUGCCUCAUGGAACACUUGUACACGGAGAAGAUGGUGGAGGACUGUGAACACCGGCUGCUGGAGCUGCAGUACUUUAUUUCUCGGGAUUGGAAAUUGGAUCCAGUCCUUUACCGCAAAUGUCAGGGCGACGCGUCUCGACUCUGUCACACACAUGGCUGGAAUGAGAGUACCAGUGACCUGAUGCCUACAGGGGCUGUCUUCUCCUGCUUGUAUCGACAUGCCUACCGCACAGAGGAGCAGGGAAGGAGGCUGUCACGUGAGUGCAGAGCAGAAGUGCAGCGAAUCCUUCACCAGCGUGCAAUGGACGUGAAGCUGGAUCCCACCCUCCAGGACAAGUGCAUGAUUGACCUGGGGAAAUGGUGCAGUGAAAAAACAGAGACGGGACAGGAACUUGAAUGCCUCCAGGACCAUCUUGAUGACUUGGUGGUGGAUUGCAGAGACAUUGUAGGAAACCUCACUGAGCUGGAGUCUGAGGAUAUUCAGAUUGAAGCCUUGCUGAUGAGAGCGUGCGAGCCCAUCAUUCAGACUUUCUGCCACGAGAUGGCUGAUAACCAGAUAGACUCUGGGGACUUGAUGGAGUGUUUGAUUCAGAACAAGCACCAGAAGGAGAUGAAUGAGAAGUGUGCCAUUGGAGUCACUCAUUUCCAGCUGGUGCAAAUGAAGGAUUUCAGGUUCUCCUACAAAUUUAAAAUGGCUUGCAAGGAGGAUGUGCUGAAACUCUGCCCCAACAUCAAAAAAAAGGUGGACGUGGUGAUCUGCCUAAGCACUACGGUGCGCAAUGACACGCUGCAGGAUGCCAGGGAGCAGAGGGUCUCUCUGAAGUGCCGCAAACAGCUGCGCGUGGAGGAGCUAGAGAUGACGGAGGAUAUUCGACUGGAACCAGAGCUGUAUGAGGCUUGUAAGAGUGAUAUCAAGAACAACUGUCAGAAUGUGCCCUAUGGCAAUGCUCAGAUUAUCGAGUGUUUGAAGGAGAAUAAGAAGCGCCUGAGCAACCGGUGUCACCAGAAAGUAUUCAAACUGCAGGAGAAUGAGAUGAUGGAUCCAGAACUAGACUACACGCUCAUGAGGGUCUGCAAGCAAAUGAUUAAGAGGUUCUGCUCCGAAGCUGAUUCGAAGAACAUGUUGCAGUGUCUGAAACAGAACAAGAACAGCGAGGUGAUGGACCCAAAAUGCAAACAGAUGAUCACCAAGCGACAGAUCACACAGAACACAGAUUACCGUUUGAAUCCAGUGCUCAGGAAGGCCUGCAAACAAGACAUCCCCAAAUUUUGCCAAAAUAUUCUGAAUACUGCCAAGGAUGAUGCAGAGUUGGAGGGACAGGUCAUCUCCUGCCUCAAGUUGAAAUAUGCGGACCAGCGUCUGUCUCCAGACUGUGAGGAUCAGAUCCGAGUGAUAAUCCAGGAAUCGGCCCUUGAUUACCGGCUAGAUCCCCAACUGCAGAUGCACUGUUCUGAUGAGAUCUCCAGGUUGUGUGCAGAGGAAGCAGCAGCGCAAGAACAGACUGGGCAGGUGGAGGAGUGCCUGAAAGUUAACCUGCUCAAAAUUAAAGCUGAGAUGUGUAAAAAGGAGGUGCUCAACAUGCUGAAAGAGAGCAAAGCAGACAUAUUUGUUGACCCAGUCCUUCACACAGCCUGUGCCCUAGACAUCAAACACCACUGUGCAGCCAUCCCGCCCGGAAGAGGACGUCAAAUGUCUUGCCUAAUGGAAGCUUUGGAAGACAAGCGUGUGAGGUUACAGCCUGAAUGUAAGAAACGCCUUAAUGAUCGAAUUGAAAUGUGGAGCUAUGCUGCAAAGGUCGCCCCAGCAGAAGGCUUUUCUGAUCUUGCUAUGCAAGUGAUGACUUCUCCGUCCAAGAACUACAUCCUGUCCGUUAUCGCAGGCGGCAUCUGUGUACUCUUCCUGAUUGGCCUCAUGUGCGGACGCAUCACCAAACGGGUGACACGAGAGCUCAAGAACAGGUAGAGCCUGGAUUGCCUGCUGAAGUCAUGCCUGCCCAGCGCCCAGUUUGUACAGUCGUCCUCUGUAUAAUCAACCCACCCAACCCCUCCCGUGAGGAGAAUAAAAAAGAAUUAGAACAGCAGCAGGUGUCGGCUCAGUUGUCCCAUCUUGGAUCUCGUCCAUGGCAUCUUCAUCAUCCUAUGAAAGAGUUGGUGUGCAACACUGGCAGGCCAGCCAGCAGCUUUUGUUCCCCCUUGUUAGCGGACUCCUGUUACCUGCCUGUAGAUGAGUCUCUUUAUUGUCUUGUUGGAACUGCCUUCACCAAAUCAGACUGACAUGACCUGCAGCUCAAGCAGUUUGUAAGUAAAUUUUUAAAGGAAGAAAAAUACAUACAUACCAAUCACAGCAGGAGUGAGGCAGUGUUCCUUACUGGGAUAUGUUCGUAUUGAGGUAGGAAAUUAGAGGGUAAAUUGCAUCACUCACCGCAGUUGGCCUUGUUUCGUACAUCUUGCUCCUGCUAUCCCAAGCACCUUCAGGGGAUGUCCAUCAGUGGAGUUUGCCUCUGAAUGGCCAGUUUUUGAGACUGGGGCUUUGGCCUGAGGAGACGAUGCCCUCCGAUUCCCCUGUUUUCCUCCACUACUCACUGGAUAAAACAAAAUACUGGCAGGAUCGCAAAUGCCAGUGGUCUGAUUUGCCAUUUGAGCUGUAGAGCAUAUCCUUUGGUUAGGGAAAGGGUGUGGAGGUUAAGCGUUGAAGAACCAGUCAGUGUAAUGUGACAGCUGCAACUUACAGACCCUGAUUCAUCAAAGGCAAUGCAGUUGAAUUUUGUCACUCCUUUAUUACUGCCCUGUUGCCAAGCUAAGACCUCCCUUAAUUAGCUAUUCAAAGAAGGUCAUGAUGAUACAUUAGCAACGUUCCAUGUUGCCCAGUGAUGUUGAAUGGGACUUGAAUUACCAAUGUUUGUUUCAAUAGAAGGAUUGUUUAUGGGUUAGUGUGGUGAUUCAUCAUUGGCCUCUCCAACUCUUAAUUGCUUGAGUUACAGCAUUAAAAACAGACUAAAAAAGUUUCAAACCUGUGAAACCCUGGUUGCUAUAGAUGGAAUUUGGCAUCUGGGGAUGUAGGUCAGAAUGCUGGCCCUCACUGUGGGGCAGGAGAGAACUGGAGACAUGUUGGUAGUGCGAGGUGGAGGACAGACAUGUUCACCUUUUGAGGGGAAUAGCUUUGUCACCCACUGAUGUGCACAUGUGGGCUCUAAUAACAUUUCCCGAACUUGAUUCCCAGCCCAAUUUCCCAGCUCUAGGGAGGUCUUUUGUAGAAACACUUCUAGCUGUGGUAACUUCUUACCAUCUUCUGUGUUCCCCAAGGCAUGGAGGAGAUUCCUCCAGGCCACUCCGUGGCUGGGACCUAGGGUGGACAGGUUGAGUGUGUGGUUCAAGUGGGGCAGUGACUGCACGAGAGUCGGCAUGUACAGUAAGAUAGAGAUAUAUAUAUUUUAUUAACCUUUUAGAUGUGUUCUCCUUGGUGUGCUAGAGUAUACAUCAUGUGCCUAACACUCUCCAGCUAGGCUAAUGCUUGAUCCAUAACUUUCUUUUCCUGUUCCCUCUUAUUGCACUGCUUGGGUAACUUCUGAAGUUUCCAGUGUUAGACAUUGAUCUGAUACAAGAUGGGGGCAUUUCUGAAUGUGGACCAGCUGAUUCUAGUUAUGCUGCAUAGACAAACUGAUCUCUGAAAAUACUGUGAUUGCUUUUGCUACCCUUACAAAAUGAUAGAGGGGAGGUGAAAAGUUGAGGUUUUUGGUAACAUGUCUCUGCACCAGGCCACUUUGAAGACGGAAGAUAGACUCAGAGGCCCAGGGUUAGUACGAUGAAAAUGAAUUAGAAAAGGUCACAGGAAAGACAACUGGUGGUGGUGUCUGGAGUUUAACCAAGGGACUGUCAAGACUGGACAGGAGAUGAGAAGCCAAGCAGUGGAGCCAGUUUCACAGAAGAGAACUGCCAUCUUGCUUGGUGUGCUGUAGGUUUCCAAUCAGGCAACAUGUUAAGUCAUCCUUGGAACAGAAAUGGAGUCUAAAUUCCUUCCCCACUCAGUGCUACUUGUGUGGUUUUACUGAUUCUGCAUGAGUGAAGCUGAGGGCCAGUAAAGGCAAUGGCAGAUCACAUCACUUGCACAAAGCUUAAAAAGGGUGUUGGGUGGCACACAAAUGAGUGUGUGGUGUAGUUGCAAAAGCACAUGGUUUCACCUCUCACUGGAAGUGUCAUUUCAAUAAAUAGGCAGCCAAGUCCGGCAGAUGGGGUGAAUUCAAAGUGCAGGAGGAAAGGAAACAAGAUUAUAUUUUCUCCCCAAUGUACAGUGUGUGUUGGCGAUAUUAGCGUUGCCUAAAUUUUGCUAUGACAAAACUGAAUUGCCGUCCAGGUACUUUGUAUUUUUUGAGGGCAUAUUUGUUUCCUGUUGAACUUGAAGAGCCCAUCUGAAGUGGUGUAAAAUACCUUGACUAGCAGCUUGAAGUAAAUCCCACAUGCAAUUGUAGCAAAAUAUUGUAGUGGAUUUAUCAGCCGCUUUACUUUCCAAUGCAAGUUCUCUAUUGGAGCAGGUUAGGGCUUGGAGAGACUUGAUUUCCUGCAUUUUCCAUUGCAGCAGAGAGCAGAACAGUGAUGCAGGAGGAAACAUUAAAGGCAAAAGACAAGUUAGCUGUGUAGUGCAGCGUAGAGGUAAGAACAGAGCCCCCGAGGGUAAAGAGCAAACAUCGGCCAGAGGAGAGCAGGCUUGUUCUGUGGAAUACAGAGUCUCUUCUUGAGUCCCUUCCAGCCAAUCUCCAUGUUGGUGCUCUGUUUGAAUACAGUAUUGUCUCAACCAACUGCAGUCCUCAUCCCUGCAGCUGUGCCAUGCGGACACCUUCCUCCAGGCCAGGUGUGUCUUUUGCUGAAGCCUUCACAAACCAAACUCCCAGCAGCUGCAUUUUCUGGGUAUUGCAUUAAGCAUUUGCUGUCUGCAUGGUUUGUGCUGUCAGAAUGUCACCUGGGAACUUAGUUCAGAUGUCAGUGGACAACGGAGCACCUGCAUGUAAAGGGGAGGAGUGGAGGGAGGCUAGUGAGACCUGAACCGUGUAUCUGGAGCUUGCCUUCUGUAACAGUGUGCUCAGAAGUGCAGUAGUGUGCAGGCCCAAAUGUCCUGUUGCAGGGGCUACAAUAGAAUGGAGGGAGCCCCAUCUCUCGCAGGGAAUUGACAUGGUGAAGGCUGGGCAGAGAACACUGUCACUGGCUGUCACUUUUAGCCAUUUCAUAAUCAUUAAGAUUUAUGCCCAAGUUACCGCCCUAAAAAUGAGCCCCCACCCCUCAACCUAUUGGUUUGCUAAACACAAUGACACUGGCAAAGAAAGUCAGGGUGACUAGAAAUAUUCCAGUACCCUGCAUUAGAAAUGCCACCCUAGCAUGGAAAGACCUUGGACCUAAAGAAGCCUCCAGAAAAACACAACAAAAUAACUAGUCUUGUUCCAAAUAUAUCCUGAUUGCUUAGGAUCUACCCUUUGGGUAUCUGACGAGCCACUCGCUGGCUGUAUCAGUAAAUGCCCAAAGUAGAUGGACAUUCCCUAUUGCUGGGAGUACAGAGAACUACACUACUGUAAAAAUGCACCGCUGCUUUCGUGACUUUAAGGGCACUUUUACUUUGAUUCAAUGAAAACAUUAGUAAUACUUGGAAGUAAUCUCUCCAAAUGGCAUGUGGCAGAAGGUGGCUUCUAGAUCCAAGGGCUCCUUGCCACUUCUUUACUUUUAGUCCUAAAGUUUGUUGUUCCCCUCCAGUCUGGACUUGACCAUCACCCCUCAGUUAAGGGAGGCUGCUGCUCAUCCAUGGGCUAGGCUGUCUUUGUGCUAGUAUUGGAGUGCUGAUACUCUUGGGAAUGGCUUGACUGAAGUAGCCAAAGGAGGAAAUAACUCCUAGUAAGGAUUGCUCAGUUGCCUACUGAUACAUUCAGAUCUUGCUGUCCUCAGGCAAGAGAACAUGACUAAAGGGAAGGGAAGACUUGUGUAGCACAUUCUUCUCAGUACUUCACUCUGGCUAACCAGGUGGUGGCUACUUGCCCGUUCUUGUAACAAAAUAGCCUUAUUUAUUGUUUACGAAUGGGUCAGAUCCAAGACUUUGAUUUGUCUUGUUGCCUUUUGAUAGGUCUGGCCCUGACUCUUGCCUCCCAGAAAAUCGUUUUUCAAGUGCAGAUAGCUGCAGUUAAGGAUGUGAAUUGGAGCAGCAUUCCUUCUAAUGCUUCACUCAAACCUGUCCCUCCCCUUUGCUGCUGCAGAAGGACUGAAAGACUCCCCUGGCUUUUAGAAUAAGAUGUUAGAAUAAUUCUCUGCAAGAUCCAUACAAACCUGACCAUCUUAGCCCUGAGUGGCACUCUUGCAGCCUGCCCAGUGGAAGGUGAGCUGUCUACUCUGGAGGGCAGCACUUUCUAGUUAGCAUUGAAGGCGCUUUUCUUUGCUGUGGGGUGAAGGGGAAGCUGAGGAAAUGUGCUGGCAGUUUGCCCAGAAGUGGUGAGCUCUGGUUUAUCACAUUCAGGGGAAGGUGAUUUCUGUUAACUCAAAGCUAUUUAGUUGAGAAGGAAUGGCAUCCUUUGAAUUUUUGACAGCGUUUUGAGUUUUCAAAGUGAAUGUUGAAUUCAGUGUGAUGAGAUCAUGCCUGACCAACUCAUUUUUUCCUUUCUAUUUAAAAUAUUUCUGUAUAGAUUUAUAAACUGAUUUCACUGUGCCAGUGAGGUUUUAUUACAAUCCCCUCAUGGAGCAGAGCAGCUCCCAGACAGGUAUUGUUGCUUUCCAGCUUCUGAGGGUGAGAGGGGCCAGCCCAGGUUUUAAGCCUAAUGAUGAGCCCAUGUGUUGAGUCCCCAUCAUGGUGUAUGCUCAAUUCUCAGUGAAGCCUCAGUGGAAGGGAGAGGACAAGUACAGCCAAGAUCUCAAUCUGGUAAAUUGGUACAGCUGCUUGUCUCACAUUGUUGGGCUUCAGCUUAUGUACGCUGCAGAGUGUUACCUGUAGGGCCUGCCUACAAGGAUGGGGGAGCAGUAUCCUGCCACCUUUAUUGAGCAGAAACAGCCUUAUCCAAAACUUAACUAUUUUGAUUUUGUAACUCUCUGAAAGCAAAAGCUCUGUGUUCCAGCAUCAGUCACUGAAAUGCGAGCACAAAGAGCCUGGAAAAGAUGUUUUGUUUGUAUAAAGGGAGACACUUGAGCAUCUGCAUGGGGGAAGGGUCUCCAAAUAAUAUGCAACGAAUAACAUUGUUAGCCUCCCCACGUACAGUGUACAAAACAGAGCCAAGCAAGAAAACAUAGACUGUACAGCAAAAACUGUUUGAACUUAGUCCUUUUUUAACGUAACAUUAACAAGACUCUUUGUAAAUUGUUUUCCUUUCUGUGUAUAAAAUCCUCGCUGUUUCUUGUUUUUUACAUGUCCAUGCUGUGUAAUUUUGAGAUGUUCCUGAGAUUCUGAACAUAAUGUGCUUUUUUUCUGUACAGAUGAAAUGGGAGAAUUUAAUAAAAAAAGAGUCUGCAGGUU
Messenger RNA from Pelodiscus sinensis (Chinese soft-shelled turtle), 8961 nucleotides. NCBI's taxonomy places the organism in Eukaryota, Metazoa, Chordata, Testudines, Trionychidae. The record is from RefSeq and is a predicted model, not a curated record.